AUGGCCACAGUCACUUCCAGAGAUAUUCAAGAGAUCGUAUUGAAGCUCUCGUCCGAUAAAGCCAAAGCUCGAGAAGAAGGGAUUAAAUUGUUGAGUACCUGGCUAGAAGGGGAAAGAUCGGUCGGAUUUUGUAAAUAUAUCCGACAGAACACUGCAAUGCUUAAGCCUAAUGAGAUACCUCACUCUGAAACGUGGCCCUUUCUCAUUCCAUUACUCACUAAAUGUGUGUCCUUGGAGAUAUCUGCGAGCAAGCGUCGUGUGCCCAAGUUAAUUUUUGCAAAGACUCUUCGAAUUGUAGUUCAGCGAGCAGAGGAUGCUAAGUUUUCUGGCAAGGGUAUGCUUCUAUUACCUGUGGCUAAACUUCUUUUCAACCACAUCUGGGAUGUUCUAAAGGAUGUCCCAAGUUUUCAGUCUGAGUACGGGAUUAUUCUCCGGCAUCUUUUGGCCUUAAGACACUAUCAAUUUCACAUGAGGAAGCGAGUCUACUGUAGUCUGGUGCUUCUAUACAUGGAAAAGGUGGAAACAAACUUGAGUGGGGAAAGUAGUGCCCAAUUGAAUCCCAAAGAGGAGGUCUUUCGCUGUAUGCUGACGCUGCAUUCGCUUCUUGAAAAUCCUCCUGGAGAUUUUCCUGAUGAUCUACGAGAUGACAUUGUCAAGGGAUUUGUUGGAAUUUUAUCUUAUGUAAGGGAUGAAGGAAAGAUUUCACGCAAGCUAAUUGAGUGCAUCAACACAUAUUUGUUGAGGGAUGGGCCGAAUUUGGGUGGUCAGUCGCUAGAAAUCCAUGAUGUUGUGAAGCAAUUUCUGUUCCGUUGUUGGAUAACCACACAUGACCGAAGUUUAAAGGAUUCCCUUGUAUUGUAUGCAAGGUUACAGUUGAAUUUAACCAGGGGUGCUUCUGAUGGGAGUGCUCUGUUGGAGCAGCUUCUGGAUGUAAUAGGCAAGGAACUAGAUCAAAUCAGUACUUCUUGUACCAAUGCACCCUGGAGUGAGACAACCAGGGAUGACAAGGGCGGAACCUUGACAAGCUCACAGUAUGGUCUGGUGGAACUUGCUGCCCUUGUCUUUUGUCGGGCAUGCAUCAAUACAUUAAAACCACCACAACAUGAAAAAAGAGCCAGGACAGAGCAUGCUGCUGUUUACAUAAAGGAAGGUCUGGCAAAAGGGAAAUGGUUAUGGUAA
Molecule: messenger RNA, 1179 nt
Organism: Ilex paraguariensis (yerba mate)
Lineage: Eukaryota; Viridiplantae; Streptophyta; Magnoliopsida; Aquifoliales; Aquifoliaceae
Source: the annotation of a GenBank genome assembly